AUGGUAGCAGACCUACCCUGCAGUACUGAGACGUCCAUCGCGGAGCCGGCUGUGAAGAAGUCGCGUUGUACCGACUCACCGAUACAGUUCAACGUCUCCUCUCCUUCACAACCGUCUCCCCUCCGCGAUGCUACUCGGGAGACCGGUUUCGGCGAUGGCAUACCCAGAGCCGAGACCCUCAUGUUCUUGGCUGCCAACUCGCUCAGGUAG
This is a messenger RNA of Dibothriocephalus latus, 210 nucleotides long. NCBI's taxonomy places the organism in Eukaryota, Metazoa, Platyhelminthes, Cestoda, Diphyllobothriidea, Diphyllobothriidae. The record is from the annotation of a GenBank genome assembly.